AUGUCGAAGAUGGUCGUUCAGCAGCCCCAACCUGUUAUGGUUGUGAAUACGUCAAACCAAUGGAGUUCAGGCAUCUGUGACUUCUGUGAAGACGUUCCAGAGUGUUGUUUCUCAUUCUGGUGUUUUCCUUGCUUUGCCUGCGCAACUUCGAGGAAGCAUGGCGAGUGUCUGUGUCUACCACUGCUUGAUAGUUUUGGCUGUAUUCCCCCUAUAACUGUGGCCAUGAGAGCAUCACUCCGCCAACGCUAUGGCAUCGAGGGAUCAAUCUGCAAUGACUGUAUCUGUACAUACUUCUGCUAUCCCUGUGUUUGGUGCCAAAUGUCAAGAGAGAUGAACGUGCGCAAUCAAGCAGUCACAUUGCUCACUAACCGAACAAAAUAA
Messenger RNA from Trichomycterus rosablanca, 381 nucleotides. RefSeq names its product cornifelin homolog B-like. The transcript is spliced from 3 exons. Lineage: Eukaryota; Metazoa; Chordata; Actinopteri; Siluriformes; Trichomycteridae. The record is from RefSeq and is a predicted model, not a curated record. The coding region runs from base 1 to 381 and encodes 126 amino acids.